This is a messenger RNA of Sclerotinia sclerotiorum 1980 UF-70, 6105 nucleotides long. RefSeq lists its product as hypothetical. The record is from RefSeq and is a predicted model, not a curated record. Gene Ontology annotation, molecular function: high voltage-gated calcium channel activity. The transcript has 6 exons. NCBI's taxonomy places the organism in Eukaryota, Fungi, Ascomycota, Leotiomycetes, Helotiales, Sclerotiniaceae. Gene Ontology annotation, biological process: calcium ion import across plasma membrane. Gene Ontology annotation, cellular component: membrane; voltage-gated calcium channel complex. Bases 1 to 6105 code for a protein of 2034 amino acids.
AUGCCUCCAAAUAAUACCUAUGGUUCCAAUAAUUCAUCAAGUCCUCCUCAAUCGAUACCUUUACGAGAUUUAACCCGACCUCCCGAUCCCGCAGAUUUAGAAGAUUUAGGAGAUGAAGCGCGGCCGCUCACACGGGGGAGGAGUAUUCUGGGGGGAGGAGGCGUUCGUCCGAUGAGUAGCAGCACAAAUGCCGGAACCGGGUACGAAAGGCUAGAAGAUUUCUCUCCUAGUCCAGCGGACAGAUCACAGCGAACAGAUGGCUCGGCGGUGCCUUUGAGACUACAAGUACCUGUUGGAGGGGGACAUAAUAUUGAGACACAAACACCUACCUCGCCGAUGCGGAAUCCUGCAGAUUUUCAAGCCGCAAUGGGAUUCGCUGGCUUGAAUGUACCGGACAUCAGUUUAUCUCAUGCGCCCAGAGAAAGAUCCAUGUCUUUUGGAUCUGAACACUCUCUUGCACCUUAUGGAAAUUCAUAUGAGGAUCUGGGAGAUAAUGAUAAUCCUUAUUUUCCUUCCGAUUCUGAUCAAAUACCCUUGACGGAUUCAAACCACCUUCAACCAAUGAGCGGGGCACAACCUACUACUCCCGAUGGCCAGCGAAACGAUAGAUCCAGCUUUCAAUCCAUCAGCUUCCACUCACCAGGAUCAGAUUACAGAGGGUCUAGGCUAGGUGAUGAUCUUCCGCAUGCGGAAGCAGGUCUCUCAUCAUUUGGCACAAGGGCGAGAUCGGGAAGUUAUGGGGCCAACCUGUCAUCCACUGGGAAUAGAUCUAGAUCUCCAUCCAGCGCAGGGGCACUAUCUAGAGCUGGAUCGAUGGUGAGGGCUAUGUCGCAACGUGUGGUUAAUCUUAGCGGUGAAGCUGAACUUAUCGAAGAAAGUGCUAGAAGACAGGCACAUAGUGUCGAGGAACCAUUUAUGCCUGAACGUAGAUCAUUCGAACCUAAUGUUGAAGAUACAGCUUACCGGCCGAAUACCAUGCUUCAUCCGUUUGAAAAGCCUCCGGGAAGAACUUUGGAUGGGCCUGGAACGGAUCAAUGGCAAGCACAGGAUGCUCCUAACCCUCUCAGAGGAAAGACACUGGGCAUAUUUUCACCGGACAACAAGAUUCGAUUAAAACUUUGUGAUCUUUUGGUUUAUCCAGUUACUGAACCAGCGAUUCUGGUAUUGAUCGUCAUACAAACCAUUCUCCUUGCCGUGGAUGCCGCCCCUUCUGUAUAUACUCACCCUCGGCGCGCUGACUGGGGUUCUAAAACGGACUAUGCUCUGCUGGGCCUUUUUGCAAUUUUCACCCUGGAAUUAAUAGCACGUAUUAUUGUGUCUGGUUUUAUUGCCAAUGCAGCUGAAUACAGCACAAUAGACCGCCAACGUGGAGCUAGAGCGGCAGUUGUGGACAAGUAUCGAUCCAUAUUCGCGCCUCAGCGAAAAUCAUCUGUCAGAAGAGCACGUGCAUCAUCUUCUGAGGAGACCACAAAUACACAACGACCUAUUGUCAAUACCUUCGCUCAGAUGCAAGCAAUGACCAGCACUGUCGAGCAAGCUCAACGACUACAAUUAGCCAGGAGAGCGUUCCUCAGACAUUCUUUCAAUCGACUCGACUUUUUAGCGGUUGUAUCUUAUUGGAUUGCGUUUGUCCUCAGCAUUCUUGGGGUGGAACAUACCUACCAUCUAUAUGUGUUCCGCAUGUUGAGUUGCUUACGUAUCCUUCGGCUGCUUGCACUUACGAGUGGUACUGCUAUAAUUCUUCGAAGUUUGAAAAAAGCAACUCCUUUGCUACUCAACGUGUCUUUCCUCAUCGGUUUCUUCUGGCUGCUGUUUGCCAUUAUCGGUAUACAGAGUUUUAAAGGAAGUCUCGAUCGUCAGUGCGUAUGGAUUGAUCCUGAUGACAUCCAAAAUACCAAUAAUACGGCAUUUAUCAAUAGCCUUCAAUAUUGCGGAGGACAGUUUAAUAAGGACAACUCGUCUCAUGACCCCUGGAUGGUAUCCAAUUCGUCCAAUCCUCUCUACCCUUUAAACCCUGGUACCGGUUCGUCUAAAGGUUACUUGUGCCCUGAGGGGUCUUAUUGUAUUCAACUUCCUCCCGACCUACUUCCUUUCAAUGGUACAGCAACCUUUGACAACAUAGGGCAGUCUUUAGAACUUGUAUUCGUUAUCAUGACAGGUAAUACGUUUACCGACCUCAUGUAUUACACCACAGACUCCGACUAUCUUGCAGCCGCAAUCUUCUUCGCUGGCGGGAUUGUCAUUAUGAUGCUUUGGCUCAUGAACUUGUUGAUUGCCGUCAUUACUUCAUCUUUUCUGGUUAUUAGAGGAGAGGGCAAAGCAAGUGCCUUUGCUGCCCAAGCUGACGAUGAUCAUCGCGACACGAGUGCAGAUAUACCACGACCGGUGAGUAAGCUAAAGAAGAUGUACGAGAAAACCUAUUGGCUCUGGAUUUUGGUUAUCGUCUAUGGCCUCGUAGUUCAAGCUCUCCGGAGUGCUAAUAUGUCAGACUCUCGUGCAAGUUUCAUCGAUAUCUCGGAGGUUGCGGUGACAUUUCUGUUGCUAAUUGAUAUCGCUUUGCGAUUCGCUUCCGAUUGGCGGGACUUUCACAAACACAAGAAGAACCUAUUUGACUUGGGACUUGCGAUCAUUACGACAGUCAUUCUAGUGCCGCCCAUUCGAAAUUCAGGCCAACCUUAUGCUUGGCUUACCGUGUUUCAAAUCCUCAGAAUCUAUCGGGUUGUCAUGGGCGUCGAAAUAACGAGAUCCUUGAUCAUGUUGGUGUUGGGAAAUGCAAGUGGUAUUGGGAAUCUUGUCCUGUUCGUCUUUCUCAUUACUUUCUUGGUUGCUAUAUUCGCUGUUCAGCUGUUCCGUGGUGAUAUCCCGGCACAAGAUGACGGAGGAGAUACCAUUACAGUGACUUUUGCCACAAUAUUCAAUUCUUUCUUGGGCUUAUAUCAGAUUCUAUCGAGCGAAAAUUGGACCGAUAUUCUCUAUAAUGUUACGGGCAUAAAUAAUUCACGCAAUACUGGCUGGAUCGGAGCAACAUUUCUCAUUGGAUGGUUUAUUCUCGCCAACUUCAUUCUGGUGAAUAUGUUCAUAGCUGUCAUUCAAGAGAAUUUCGACGUUUCGGAAGACGAAAAGCGUAUGCAGCAAGUGAAGGCCUUUCUCACCAGGAAAGAGGUUGAUACCUCUUCUAGCAACCUUGCACUAUCCUCCAUCCUUCGGUUUGGUCGAUCCAAAGCGAAAAAGGAUCCUCUAGAUUAUGGACCAGCAACAAUGGAAAUGUUAUUGAAGGAUGCAGUUGUAAAAGACUUCCUCGAUGACGAAAUUGUCCCGGGACAACACGAACACGCCGCUGAAAAUGCAGCCGCUGAGGCAGCCGGCGUGAAGCCAGGGCUCUUAUCCUCUAUUUGGGGUAAUUUCAUGUCUAGACUUUGGAACAGAGAACCGAAUCCGUUCUAUUCUAAUAUAUCAUUCUCUCUCAAGUCCGACGACUCCCAAGGAACCAGGGCGAUGGCAAAGGAAGCCGUCUCAGCCUCAUCACAACGCAAGAAAGCACAACGAGAAUAUUUGGCCAAACACCCUUCUUACAAUAAUGCAUUGUUCAUAUUCAAGCCCAAUAAUCCCAUCAGGAGACUUUGUCAGAGAUGCGUCGGACCUGGACGCGGGAGUGAACGUUUUGAUGGCGUUGAGCCUAAUUUGUCAAUUUGGUAUGGCUUUUCGGCAUUCUUAUAUAUAUGCAUCGUCGCAAUGGUGUUGUUGGCAUGUAUCACAACACCUCUAUACCAAAGAGAAUACUUCAUAGCCAAUCCAGAUAAGUCGACUGCGAAAAAUUGGUUCGUCUUUUGUGAUUUUAUCUUCGGUUUAAUUUUUACCGUCGAGGCUCUUAUAAAGGUCAUUGCAGACGGAUUCUUUUGGACUCCGAACGCAUAUUAUAGAAGUACUUGGGGUUUCAUAGAUGGUCUAGUGCUUGUUACCUUAUGGAUUAACGUCAUCACCUCAUUAAUGGAUGACGGCGCGAUCGCACGAGCAGUUGGAGCGUUCAAAGCCUUGCGAGCUCUUCGGUUGCUUAACGUCAGCGACAGUGCUAGAAACACAUUUCAUUCCGUGAUUCUUGUCGGUGGUCUCAAAGUUCUUUCGGCUGCCUUUGUUUCUAUGUCUCUCUUGAUUCCUUUUGCAAUAUACGGUGUGAACCUUUUCAACGGCCAGUUGGAGACAUGCAAUGACGGUGACAUCGCGAAUCUGACUGAUUGCUUUGGCGAAUAUUACAGUCAACCAUUUAGUGGUGAUUGGAACGUCGUUUCGCCCAGGCAGGUAGGGAAUCCCUGGUACGAUUUUGAUAAUUUCGGAGCUUCCCUGUUUAUACUUUUCCAAAUCGUAUCCCAAGAAGGUUGGGUCGAUGUUAUGUUUGAGACAAUGUCCAUUACCGGUCGUGGUCUCAAUCCAGGUGAUCCCACCUCUGCCGAGUUCAAUGCAGUUUUUUUCGUCAUUUUCAAUCUCCUUGCUACGGUUUUCAUCCUUACUUUGUUUAUCUCUGUGUUCAUGCGAAAUUACACGGAACAAACUGGGAUAGCAUUUUUGACAUCUGAUCAGAGAUCUUGGGUUGAGUUGCGGAAACUUCUAAGGCAGGUUUCUCCAUCCAAACGUCCUUCCUCCAAGGAUCCACAUUGGUGGAGAGAUUGGUGUUACAAAAGGGCCACUCGAAAGCAUGGAAAGUGGCACUCGGCCAUGACUUUAACCCUUGUCUUCCAUCUCAUUCUACUUUUAGUAGAGUUCUAUCCCGAGCCAAAGAUCUGGGAUACAACCAGAGAUUAUAUAUUCUUGGCUUGCACAAUAUUUUAUACUCUCAACGUUAUCGUCCGUAUCAUCGGUCUGACCUGGCCCCGAUUUCGACGAAGUUCUUGGGAUGUGUUCUCAAUUUUCGCUGUCUUCGGAACCUUAGUUACUACAUUACUCCUUUUGACCAACUUCAACUCUCAGGUAUAUGUUCAGUUGCAUAAGUUAUUCCUUGUCGCCAUCGUCCUACUUCUAAUUCCUCGAAACGAUGCCCUAGAUCAGCUAUUCAAAACAGCAGCUGCCAGUUUGACAGCCAUUGGAAACUUAUUGGCAACUUGGCGCUUCAAGGAGGCUUGGGCUACUUUAGAUCCAGAUGGUACAGGAUUCAUUGAAAAAGAGCACUUUCCAAGGUUGUUGGGUGAACUCUCUGGUGUCUUUGAAAUGCGUGUAUAUUCACAAGAAGAUUCAGUUCGCAGAAUUCUUGAGGAUGUACAAGCAGAACCGAGCAAUGGAAGGUUGAAUUCUAUUUCGAGCCCAAGUGCAUCUAGUGGUAUUGAUUUGAAGAAAUUGAAUGAAAGGAUUUCUCAAAUCGAUGUUGGACGAGUGCGAAGAGAUAGAGCUCGAUUUAAUCUUUUCUAUGAAGAGGUUUUGGUAUCGGCGGACCCUGAUCGUGGUAUUUCUUUUACGACUGUUUUGAUGGUUCUGGCUCAUUACAAUGUCAUUAGUGAUAACAAGAGCUUAAAACUUGAGGAAUUCUUACGUCGUCGUGCACGUUUACAAAGAGUCGAAGAAGAAGUCCGAAGGCGAAUUGUGGUUGGAUUUUUCGAUACUAUGUACUGGUCAAGAAGAUUUAGAAAACACAUGGAAAGAAAGAGAUCUGGCCGCCUGACAGAUAUCCCACAAUUAGGACCAGAAGUUUACGUCGACGAGGUAGAACCAGCUACCAAGAAACACAAAACAACCACAUCAAUCAGCGGCUCCUUAUUAUCCCCAACAGAUAUCACCGAUUCUCGAAACUCUUUCAUCACACAUGGACUCGAUGGUUCACCAUUAAGACAACGUCGCGGUACAGAUGCGUCGAUUAAUACAGCAUUCCCAUCCAUGUCCUCGGCUGUAAGUCCAACGCUCAGUCCACUGCAAGCACAUGGUGCCGGAUCGGCAUUUUCGUUUGAGGGCGUGGGUAUUGAAGGUGCUGGUGCGGCGGGUAUUAGUAGUGUGGCGAGUAGUAGGAGGGGAAGUGCAGUUAGUGCGGAAAAUGUGUUGGAGGUUUUGGAUAAUUCGGCUUGGGGUGAGAGUAUUAGGAGGAGUUUUACGAUGAGGAGGCCUAGUAAGAGGAGUAGUGGGUGA